CUGCCUUAACACGACGCUGCUGAACCGGAAGGCAAACAAGGAAUUCGGGUCUGAGGAAUGUUACGUGUCAUUUUCAGAGUUUCAGUCAUUCAGAAAUCUCCUGAAGUGCUUCAGUGGUUAAACCCCUGUUGUGCCGCGCUGUUGAUGAACUCUUUCCUCCUCCACUUCCUGCUGCUGACGGCUGAAGGAUGAAGGCUUUGAUUCUAGUUGGGGGUUAUGGGACCCGGCUGCGGCCGCUCACCCUGAGCGUCCCCAAACCGCUGGUGGAGUUCUGCAACAAGCCCAUCCUGCUGCACCAGGUGGAGGCGCUGGUCAAGGCCGGGGUCAACCACGUGGUUCUGGCUGUCAGCUACAUGUCGGAGCUGCUGGAGAGGGAGAUGAGAGUCCAGGAGCAGAGACUCGGGAUCCAGAUCUCUCUGUCUCAUGAGAAGGAGCCUCUGGGAACCGCCGGGCCGCUGGCGCUGGCCGGACAGCUGCUGAACGUCGACAACGAGCCGUUCUUCGUCCUCAACUCAGACGUCAUCUGUGACUUCCCGUUCAAAGAUCUGCUGCGGUUCCACCGCAGCCACGGCCAGGAGGGAACCAUCGUGGUGACGCGGGUGGAGGAACCGUCGAAGUACGGCGUCGUUGUUUACGAGUCGGACAGCGGCAGAAUCCAGCGCUUCGUCGAGAAGCCGCAGGUCUUCGUCUCCAACAAGAUCAACGCCGGCAUGUACAUCUUCAAUCCCAGCAUGCUCAGCAGGAUACAGCUCAGACCAACUUCUAUUGAGAAGGAAAUAUUUCCUGUCAUGGCGAGAGAGGGGCAUCUGUACGCCAUGGAGCUGCAGGGGUUCUGGAUGGACAUCGGUCAGCCAAAGGACUUCCUCACAGGAAUGUGCAUGUACCUUCACUCUCUGCGACAACACACUCCAGAGAGGCUGCGCACAGGACCCGGUUUCCUUGGCAACGUCCUGGUGGACCCGACGGCGCAGAUCGGGGAGAACUGCACCAUCGGGCCGAACGUCACCAUCGGCGCCGGCGUUGUGGUCGAGGACGGCGUCAGGAUAAAGCGAUGCACGGUGCUGAAAGGGUCCAGAGUCCGAUCGCACUCAUGGCUGGAGAGCUGCAUCGUCGGGUGGAGCUCCUCCGUCGGCCAGUGGGUCCGUAUGGAGAACGUGACGGUGUUGGGGGAGGACGUGAUCGUAAACGACGAGCUCUACCUGAACGGCGCCAACGUCCUGCCUCAUAAAUCCAUCAACGAGUCGGUCCCAGAGCCGCGGAUCAUCAUGUAGCGCCACCGGAGGGAGGUGGCAGGAUAACACCUCGGCUAACUCUCUACUAACUGAACGCCCACGUUGCCUCGGACAAACCGACAAGUGGAAGAUGAACAACCAAGUUUAUUUUUUACAUUUAAUUUGUACUCGUUUUAGCCCUGCAUGGCUGCAGCUUCCUCCAGACGGCAGGACGUUCGACUUUAACGGGACGGACGUCUGCAUCCGGGUUGCAGGAAAACCGAUUUGGGGUUGGUGCACUUGGUAGGAGGGUAGAGAUGAUGAUGGGUUUAUGGGUGAGCAUUGCUUCUUAGACUUUAUGCGUUCAUACUCUGUUCGGCCUCUGAAGGAUCAAACAGCAGCUUUGUCCUGAAAUCAUGACUGUUAACGGUGGGAAAGUUUAAAAACUCGUCAAAAUGUGAAUAUUUGUUAUUUUUCUGUCAGCCGGAUGAAGGUAAAGAAACAGAAUAUCUCACAUCAGAACUCUGGAAUCAACAUCAUGAUCCUUCAUUUAGAUUAAAACUUAUUGUUACUCAACAGAUUUUCUCUCUUUUGCUUCAGAAAUGAAGCGGUUACUAACAGGAUGGAGCAGAUUUUCAGCAACAGUCGGUUUGUGGCGUCUGGACGUCCUGAAAACUCUCAUGUUAACGUUUCAGGCAGAAAAAUCUGAUUUAUUUCAAGAAAACAGG
This is a messenger RNA of Xiphophorus hellerii (green swordtail), 1939 nucleotides long. It is a transcript of the gene gmppb, whose product is annotated as GDP-mannose pyrophosphorylase B. The record is from RefSeq and is a predicted model, not a curated record. Gene Ontology annotation, molecular function: mannose-1-phosphate guanylyltransferase (GTP) activity; GTP binding. The transcript is spliced from 10 exons. NCBI's taxonomy places the organism in Eukaryota, Metazoa, Chordata, Actinopteri, Cyprinodontiformes, Poeciliidae. Gene Ontology annotation, biological process: GDP-mannose biosynthetic process. The coding region runs from base 189 to 1271 and encodes 360 amino acids.